Molecule: messenger RNA, 1764 nt
Organism: Neopsephotus bourkii (Bourke's parrot)
Lineage: Eukaryota; Metazoa; Chordata; Aves; Psittaciformes; Psittacidae
Gene: TSSK2
Product: testis specific serine kinase 2
Biological process (GO): microtubule cytoskeleton organization; intracellular signal transduction; protein phosphorylation
Cellular component (GO): cytoplasm
Molecular function (GO): tau-protein kinase activity; ATP binding; protein serine/threonine kinase activity
Source: RefSeq, a predicted model, not a curated record
GCCCACAAAAGCAGCCAGUCAUCAGAGCUAUGAAAUGGAAGGGCUGGAUGACCAACAAGGAAAUGAACUUGAGAGAAGCAAUGUCCUUCCCCUAGCAAGCCCAUGCAGGAAAAAAAACACAAGCCAAACUCAAACCCAGUUCUUGAAUGCAGCCUCAGUGAAGACAUGACAAGCCCAUUUCUGAGGAAAACUGGCUGGUGAGAAGCAAGGCCACUGUACACCAGAAGCACGCCCACAUGGGGCUUGAAAGAUCAUCCAAGACAUACAAAAAGAUGACAAAAUUUACUUAACGUGAAUAAACAGAUUUAGGUAUAUUUUAGGAAAGAAAAACAUUUGAGGUACUGCCAUCCUGUUAGCAAAACUAAAGAUCAGUUUAUGAUGAAGGCAGGGUAUGGGUGAUGUUUCCAAGUGACUUGAUGCCAAGUUCUGUCCUGGAUGACAUCAUCCUGAAGCUUCAGGGAAGGGCUGCAAGGUCCUUCGAGCGCCUGUGACAUCACACAGGGACCAGUGCUCCGGUGCCACUUGACCACGGCAGCAGCAGCCCAAGCAGUUACCAUGGUGGGUGCUCACACCAUCUGCCACCACCCAUGAUGCACACCAGCACCUCCUCAAGCAGCUCCCCCCAGCUCUUCCAGCAUGGAUGACGCUGCAGUGCUUGAAAAGAAAGGGUAUAGCCUCAGCGACACACUAGGACAAGGCUCGUACAGCAAAGUGAAAUGUGCCUACUGCGAGAGGCUGAAGUGCAAAGUGGCUGUCAAGAUCAUCGACAAGAUGAAAACUCCUGGGGACUUUUGGGAAAGGUUUCUCCCCAGGGAAAUAGAGGCUUUGAGAUGUUUGCAACAUCCAUCAAUCAUCAAAACCUACGAGAUUUUUGAGACAUCAGCUGGGAAAGUGUACAUCGUAAUGGAGCUGGGGGAAAAGGGAGACCUCCUGGACUACAUCAAGAGCACAGGAGCUAUGAGAGAGGACUUUGCUCGCAGGAAGUUUCAGCAGUUGGCUUCUGCCAUCAAGCAUUGCCACGACUCAAACUUUGCUCACAGGGACCUGAAAUGUGAGAACAUCCUUCUUGAUGAUGGCCUCAAUGUCAAGCUGACAGACUUUGGCUUUUCCAAACUCUUGUCUUGGGAUAAAAACGGGAAAAUGAUUCUCAGCAAUACCUUUUGUGGGUCUGCUGCAUAUGCAGCCCCUGAAGUGCUACAGGGCAUUCCCUGUGAUCCCAGGAUUUCUGACAUGUGGAGUCUGGGCGUCAUCCUGUAUAUAAUGGUCUACGCUUUAAUGCCAUUUGAUGAUUCCAACAUCAAGAAAAUGAUUUUUUUUCAGAAACAACACAGGAUUUCCUUCCCCAGCACAAAACACCUGACUGCAGAGUGCAAGGAUCUCAUUAACCGCUUGCUCCAGCCCAAUGUGUCUCAGAGAUUGUGCAUAGACGACGUUUUGAAACACUCAUGGUUGCAGACUCCAAAUGCCACUGUCGAGUCCCCUCUGUGCUCCAGAAAGGGUGAGUGUUCCCACAACCCACAUGAAGGAAAGCCAAAGCAUCAAGCCAAAUGCCAUUAAGCAAAAGGGAAAAGAGAGAAGAAAUAGGAUCCUCCUAAGGAUGGCUGGUUUUAACAGUAUCACGAAGUCGACCUAACUUGUGAACUGCUGAUUCUCCACUUUAGCUUCUGCUUCAGCAACAGUCCUCACCUCUUACUUUACAAAUAGUAAUAGAAGACACUGUACAUCUGCUGAGGUGAAUAAACAGCUUAACGCUUUUGUUCUCAA